AUGGCAUCCCACGUUGUUGUCAUCGAUACAUCAUUUAGGCGGCAAACAGUCAAAGUCACACCGGGGAGCUACAUGGCAGAUGUGCUAGAUGAGGCUUGUAAGCACUUUGGCAUCAGAUCAAAGAACUAUGGUAUAAAACAUAACAACAAGCCUGUAGACCUCUCGAGAACCUUCCGACAAACCGGGCUCACCUCCGGGGCGAAACUCGAACUUGUCGUUGCCUCUCGGUCCCCUUCUGUUGUGUCAGUGGCAUUGCAAUUACCGGGAGCCUUAGCAUCGGCUGUCCCUGGCGGCAGGCUGACAGACAAGUUCCCAAGUGAUACAACACUAUGGCUUAUACUGCGGAAGUUUGAAUCCUCCGAAGGAAAGAAUUUAAAUUUUACUGGGAGAGGGGUAGCAAGUGUUGGGAAUGGCAGUACUGGGGCUGGGCGCAUUUGCUAUGAAAUGCCAACCGUGAAUGUUAUGGGUCGCGAGUUGUCCACCUUUGGUGAUCUCCAGAAGACACUCGCACAGCUGGGGUUGAAUAGUGGAAGUGGCCUUAUUAGACUUGGUUUCAAGAAGACGAUGCAACCUCUUGAGCAAGCCAUGGCUGAAAUCGAGCAAUAUUUCAAGGAGGCGGCGGUAGCUGAGCAGGCUCCAAACAGCCAACCCGCCCAAGUACUAGAGACUACUACGGAUUCUAUUGCCAAAAUUCAUUCUACGGAAUCCGUACCUAACGGCGAUCUUGGCAUGGCCGGCGUGGAAACCUUGCAAGACACACCCCAAGCUCCUUCGCCAUAUCAAGAACUUGCUGAACUGGCGCCCCGAGACUCGACUGUUGUAGCAUCGCCGAAAGAGGAAGAAAUUCUCGGCCCCAACCAACGCCCCAUUUCCGUCUACUCCGCGCCAUCUUCAGAUACACCUAAGGCGGCACUCAAUCCAUAUGUCGAAGAAGAUUACGAACCUACAAUUGUCCACGCCAAACUCCACCAAGCCCGGCUGCAGAACAACUCCCAUAACAAGCGAUUAUUAUCAGAUGCCGAAACUGAGCGUUUGGAAAGGGAAAAGGCUGAAAGACUAGCUGCUGCGAAAACCGUUUCCAUCAAAAUCCGCUUCCCGGAUCAGUCCACCAUCGUGUCUCCCUUUAAAUCACAAGAAUCGGGUGCAGAUCUUUAUAGAUAUGUCACAAGUGUGAUUGUAGCCGAGGCCCAACCGUUUAAGCUUGUUUGGACGAACAAAGGACCUCAAACAGUUCCAAGGGACGAGAAGAAGAAGCUAGCCAAAGAUUUGGGAUUUAACGAGCGGAUGCUAGUCAACUUUGUAUGGGAAGAUGGUGUCAGUAAUAGUGCGAAGAAAGGGCCUAUCUUGAAACCACAAUUUGCGCAAAACGCAAAAGAGAUACCCGUGCCACAGGUUGCGGUUUCCAAAGAGUAUAGUGGACCAUCAACAGUCGACAAGGGCAAGGAGACAGGAAGUGGAAGUGGAAGUCUAAUUCCAAAGGGAAUGCCUAAGUGGUUUAAGGGGCUUGGGAAGAAAUGA
Venustampulla echinocandica is the source of this 1518-nucleotide messenger RNA. RefSeq lists its product as uncharacterized. The transcript is spliced from 2 exons. The coding region runs from base 1 to 1518 and encodes 505 amino acids. NCBI's taxonomy places the organism in Eukaryota, Fungi, Ascomycota, Leotiomycetes, Helotiales, Pleuroascaceae. The record is from RefSeq and is a predicted model, not a curated record. Gene Ontology annotation, molecular function: protein binding.